Molecule: messenger RNA, 5932 nt
Organism: Porites lobata
Lineage: Eukaryota; Metazoa; Cnidaria; Anthozoa; Scleractinia; Poritidae
Source: the annotation of a GenBank genome assembly
CUAUUUAAAAUCAACAAAGAGAGGGCAAGAACCUCAAACUGCUUAGUUCUUUCUCGGCUCGUUAACAAGACGUCUUUUCACCGUUAAAGUUUUAUGAUCAGAAAGGAGGGAAAACUGUAAAGGUAUGAUUCGAAUUUUUUGGAAUUGUCCUAACUUUUAGUCGCAUAUUUUCAGAUAAAUUCACAAAAAUAAGUGAAAAGCGUUAAAAGACGGUUCGUCGCAUUUCACAAUUUUUAAAAUGGAGUUCGUAAAUUUUACUUUUACUACCACAACUAUCUUUUCCGGUUAAAAACCGUGUUGAUCGUGAACGGGGAAAAUAUUGUUUGCCUUUCGCUUUAUGUGCACCUUCAUCUUUAAUGUAAUUUGCGACUUGUGAGCCAAACUCAAUGAAAUCUUUAGUGGUGCAAGGAAGUGUGACAAAGGUCCUUUGCCGUGAGGAAAUAAGAAUCUUUGACUACACAAGUAAGUUGAACAGAAAUAGUUACCUCAGAUCUACGUAAUUACCGCGUUAUUUUCUCAAGUGUUAAUUUAGAAACACGCAAUGUAAAUUUGUACACCCAGGCUCUUAAUUUGUAAAAAACUGGCAAUUUUACGGCUACCAAACUGAAAUUAAAUUGCUAUACUAGCUGGUACGGUUGAUGAAAUUAUUCUAAAACUUCUUGUACCUGAUGAACAUUAAUGCACAUUAUCUUAUUGGUUUUCACUCUUUGUAGCGAGGCAAUACGCAAAUUGGAUCUAAUAAGUUGCAUUUUAAAAGCACUCUAAAAACUGCAUCAUUAUCAGCAAGUUACAACAUGCCAUGUUAUAAACCUUGAUGUGGUAUUUUCUGCCCGAACGCACAUCACUCUCGCUAAUACGUUGUUCAGUCUUUUAGACAGACUUUCUGAUUACAACCACGCCUCAGCUAAUAAAAAUGAAAUCUACUAAAGUUGUAAGCAACAUCUUGUUUAUUUGCUUACUUGUACGAUUCUAAAAACUAUCAUUCUCUAAAUAUAAGGUUUUGCUGGAACACAUAAAUUAACCCGGCGUCCCUCUUCAACUCAUCACAACAAUCCAAAAGCGUUUCUAUUUGAUUAUUAUUCAAGAGACGUAUACAACAAAAUAGUUUUCACCAAGUAACCAUACUACUGAGGUUUUUAUUCCAAUACAAAAAUUCCUCACGUAACUCAGGAAAAGUUCCUCAUUUACAGCCGGCAACACGUUGUUUUUUAAAGUGCUAGAUAGUAGGGUUUGUCAUCUAUACCCUAGCUAAUGCUGUUUGUCAUUUUUUGCCUAAAUGAUCUAGAUUUUUUCCUCUUGCCGAGCCUAAUCUUUGUCUAAUAAAUUAUUGACAUGUAUUCCUUCUUGUACGGGUUUCUAAGUCGAGCAUGGAUGAAUAGGGUUUCCUAGUCCAUAUCUAUAGCAAUGAUGACACACGUUCAAUCAUUAGCACCGAAUGGCACAAUGAUGAUUGUCUUCCUAGUGUGCGAGAUAAGGAAACUCUUUCUAGCCGACAGAUGUUUACUUUAAAAUAAUUGGUAAGUCUGAAAUACCGGCGAAUUUUGUAUGUUAUACAGUCAUUUUACAAGUGUAAUUAGAGUUUUGAAUAAUUAUAUUGGACGAUAAACGUGAGGUAGGGUCUGUAACACAUGCAGGGACACCCUAAAGGUAUAAGGCCUCCUCAGUCUUUUAAUAAUACGCAAAGGUGGAUUUUCCGCCUUAUUUACUUUGGACGCAUUUUAACUCUAGAAACUGAACUAUUCAAGCAAUAUGUUUUAAGGAUUCGCUUGCGGAUUGGAAAUUAAAACUGGAUUUCCCCAUUGCUUUGUUCUUGCUCUGAAUAAAUCCUGUGAUCUAAGCUAUUGUAGGAUCUGUUAAUUAAAAAACAAUGUUGCAAACGGAUUGCUAUUAAACAAAAUUCGUUUUGGAAUUUAGUUUUGGUGUUCGGAAUUGGAUUUUGAAUAUCCAAAUCUGAAUUUCACAAAUUAAAUGUACCUUUAGCAUUAGAUUGUAUUUAUUAAGACGGCUAAAUUAUUGCUUAUUAUUUUAUUAUCAUUUAAACUCAAAGACUUUAUUAAUCUACCUAGUUCAGCCAAGAAGUAUUUCAAUGGGUUCACCAAGAAUCACCAAAGGGUGGGAAGAAAAUACUUUCUUAAAACUAGUUGAUGUUUCCAUCACAAAUUAGAUAGUGGAAUAAAUCAUUCCCCUUUAAUUCUAAGAAAGCGUCGUUUCGAUUACUUUUUAACAUUUUUUCUUUUCACCUAGGAAAUGAGUGACCCAAAAGAAUCCGAUCACGAGAAUCAAGAAGAGGAAUCAAGUGAUUCCCCCACCUUGCACCACAGAGUCCCGAAAUGCGCCCGCUGCCGUACUCAUGGCACCGUGUCAUGGCUCAAGGGUCACAAACAUUACUGCCGCUGGCGAGACUGUACAUGCGCAAAAUGCCAACUGAUCACUGAGAGACAGCGUGUGACAGCUGCGCGGGUUGCGUUACUCAGGCAACAGCGUAAAGGAGCUGAGUUAAGAGCUAAAUAUCAGCGAGAACUGGAAAAUGCUCGAUUGACAUACUCCAUGGUGUUUCAGGCCAAUGGUUUAGCAGGUAAAGCAAUUCAAGUUCAAAUUUUCUUGUGCGUUGUACGGUUGGGGGUUGCGGGAUAGAUCGUAGGAUGCGUUCAAAAUUAAUGUCCCUUUUACAAAGAGGUACACAAACUUUGUCUCCUGCAUCCACAACAUAUGAAGGACCCUGAUCACCACCAUAAAUCCUUGGAUAAUAUAAAGGGCAAGCGAUAUUUCACCUUCUUUGGCUGGUCGAUAAUACUUGGACGCUCCCCCGUUAAAUAACAGUUGGUUAAUAAUAACAAAUGAAAAUAGGUGACCGGUUUUUAAGUAGUCAACUGUAUUUUGUCGUGCCUGAAAGGUCACUGAAAAUUAACCAUGAAGAAUAACACAAGCACAACACAAAGCAAGUGUGGGAUUUAGAAAAAACACUGCAUGUUUUGCAUUUCCUAUCAGGGAUUUUUUCACCAACCUUUUUUCGGAAAGAAAAUUAUGUGACUGUUGUUGUCAAAUAGCACUGAAAAGGUGAUGGUCUAAAAGUUGAGAUAAGUAUAUUAUACUGUGCCGACAAUUCCACAAUGCUCCUGAAUUAACGGCGUUCUAUUUUUCUAGCAUUUCCAAGCAAUCAUCGUCAUCAUUUUUAUCAUCAUCCCGCCCAGGCAAAUAUGAGUCACUUAGAACCGAGGAUAACCGAAAUUACACCCAGCUCUGGUGAGUAUUUUUUUAAAGCUCACUUUCACGCUUUAAUUCGUACCAUUAACUAGUACACCAAGUUUGCAGCAACGAGAGGCCUGGUGGUUUCUUGUGCAAACAUUCACGAGCCCAACUCCCGCACCCACUCUCACAAACUGGUUUCCACAUGGUCUCAAUUAACGUUCUAUAGGCUGUGUUGCAGUCGUUUCUUCUCCGAGCCCCUUACGGCACGCGAAACCAUGGGGAACACUUUUUCUUCUCUUCCUCAAUUGCACGCUUUCGAAUGCUAUACAUAGGAAAUCACUGCUAAGCAGUUCAAAUGUCGAGGUUCAUUGUUAAUUCCAAACUGCGUUCCAGUAGCGUUUCCAAAACUCCGUGAUUGAUAGACUAUUGAAGUACAGUUUCACGAGAGUUUCUUCUUAAUCUUCCAUUCACAGAAUCCCUGAAAAGGUGCAAUUCGUUCGCAGAAGAGGUCGAUGACGGGACCCCAAGCCCUAAAAGGACUGCUCUAUCUCCAGAUCUUGACGUGAAGAGGGAGCCGCGUGAACAUGGAGGAGAAAGACCUGCCAUGACAAGCCCUGUUAGCUCUCCACAAGCGAGAAAAACACCAGAUCAAGAGAGCGUCAAUUCAAACGGAAAGUAUCUUCAAGAAAGCCUAUAUGAUAGGCCACAUGAGUAUCAAUAUCCCUGGCUAUCAAAGGAGUUAAGCGCUCUAUCACUCAGGCACCCUCCAAUGGAGCUCCUCAGUAAACUCUUCCCGCACCAAAACAUGACCACACUAGAACAUAUCCUGCAAAGUUGCCAUGGUAGCGUGGUGGAGUCCAUAGAAAUGCUGCUGUCUACUCAGGAGUCUAGGGGAAGUAAGGUGAGGGCGUUGGGAGGCUUCGGAUUUUCAGCGGUCAGUCAUGCCUCUCCAUUCCUUCAUGGUCCUAUGACUCGCAACGUCAUCACAAGACCGUUAACCAGCACUCAUGCAUGUUCCCCAACGCGGCUUUACCCAGCAUCACAACUUCCGCCACCACUUCUAGUGAAGCCCAAACCGGAAAUGGCGUUUAAGUUUUCCUCUAUUGCUCAUGCCCCAUACAAUACCGAGUCGAGGGCUUGUGGACUUGCCAUGACCCGUUUCUGUAGCAGAUGUGGACACAAAAUAGCCGUUUUUGAUAAGUUUUGCGCCCACUGCGGAAAGGUUCUUAGUGAAUCGGCGAAUGGUCUAUAAUUCCGUCAAUAGUGAGUUUACGCAACAGGACGGCGGGAAGGAGAGGACGGCAAAACGCUUGUAUGUGACAAACGUGACAGGGCUAUUUUUAUACUUGAGUGUUUUUUCGCGAUCACCACUUAAUACCAAUGUUUUCUGGUCCUUUACAAAAAGAUCUGUUUAAAGGAAAGUGACGUUGUUUCAAACAAAAUUAUUGUCACGCUUGUCACACAAGGUUUGCCGUCUUCUUUCCUCUCCCGUCCUGUUGCGUAAGUUCAUUAAUGUAAAUGGUCAUGUGGAUAAAGAUGUUAAAUUCUUGAAAAUGCAAGGGGGAUUCUUGUAAAAUAACUCCUAACUUGGGCUUAAACGAAGCCGACUGUUACAAUUAAUUCAUGGACAUAGUCCUUUGAAACUGUAUGUAGAAUAUGUAUUUAUAUUCUUCUUCAGGCAUCCAUUUGGUAGUGUUAUUGAGCGAACUGAUCAUUAAAGGGAAACCAAAUUAAAUAGAUUUAAUGAAAAAGACUAAGAUGUAUACAUGUUGAAAUAACUUCUUUUCACUAUAUAAUACUUGCGAUUCAUAAAAAAACUAUGUUACAAAACUUCAACUGGAAUGUAAUUCAGUUAACUGUUACGCAAUUAGAAAAGUAUGAUUACAACCAUGAAAGAAAAAAAAAAACUUGCUGAGUGCGCUGUUGGGGUAAAUAAGCGUGAGAGAGGAUAUGAGAGAAAUGAGGAAGAAGGCGUGCUCCUUUGAUGAGAGAUUCUCUCCGCACCUUUGUUAAGUUUUAUGGGCUUGUGUCUUGGGAGCCACUCCUGAAAAUACGGGUGGGGCUCUGUGACAAACUUGCGGAGACCUUACCCUAUUUCAGACCGCUCCUCUUAAUAGAAAAAUGAUUAAAAAGCGUGUGUAUUCUAAACAUAUGGUAUUAUUUAACUACAGGCUGUACCAAAUAAAAGAACAACGCACCUAAAAUAGACAGUAAAAACUAGAAAGGAAGCAAUACUUACAGAUUCCGAUAUGUUGCUUAUUUUUAUCCGUGAAAGAAUGUCUGAUAUAUAAAUAAGAAAUUUGGAACUUCUGUUGAUAGUCUAAUCUACGAUCAUUGAUAUUAUCUAGUUAUUUAUUCUUUCAUCUAUAUGGUACACACGGUGUAGGUUACUUCAGAAUAUCCGAUCUAAUCAGCGUAAAGAAAAAAUAGUAAAGCAAAGACUUGCAACACAACGUAGAGGAUACAAUAAAGUUGUUGUCUGAUAAUGAUAAAAAAUAUUCGGCUAGUAAUUAAAACCAACCCCGUGAGUUGUUGUUACCGAACAACACUAUUGCACGUGCUUAUAAAAUAUCAAAAGACUAUGUAUAUACCGUACGAUUUUCCAUCACAGGUAAUGCAUUUAAGUUUUGACGUUUUAAAAUUAAUUUCAUCGCGUGCCCCUUAAGACCACAAGGUUUUUUAGUAUUUCGCAACUUUUUCUAACAAGCAUGUGCACGUUAUCCCACCAUGUUUUAAAAGUUUC